UCCGGUUCCACUGGCGUUUGCGGCACAUUGCCAUGAUUCGGUGCAAUUCACGGCUUCGACACCUGCCGACGUGUAAAACACUGCUUGCGCGAUUACCGGUUGAUGCGCGACUGAGUGAUGUGACCAAGCGCAGCUAGAUUCCAUGCAGAAGAAAGCUAACCCAUUAUUCUGGGGUCUUCCUGGCUUCCAGCUAUUGGUAGAACUGCAGUGCAAGCCCGCCAAGCAGUCUUCAAUGUUUGCAACGUAAACAUUUGAAUCCAGCGGAUCCCCCACUGUGUGUGUAGAUCGACGAGAAUUAGUAUUCGUCUUCAGUGCCUUUGGAAACAGAUAAGAGCUUUCCCGGAUGAUGGCGCAUUUGACUUCGGGGAAUUCGGGAUGCUGCGGCAGAUAUUCCAUGGAUUCGGCUGCUGGACAUACCGCCUGGUUCCUCAUCCGGAUCGAAGGAGCACUCAUCGCCACAAAGAAAGAAUAAUCGAGAUACUCCUCUGAUAUCAAAAUUGUAUGCAAUCCCCUAAAGCUUUACCCCAAAACAGCGUAACCCUGGCCCUCUCCUGAUAGCGAGGUUCUAGUAUUGAUCAGAAUCACUUGCGUGCACAUGGUAGCUAAACAACACGACAGGAACCCGUCAGUUCGGUUUAGAUGUCGUUUGAACGACUGAAUAUCCCAUAAAAGGACUAAUUCUGACGAGCGUUCAAAUCACGAAGGGAUUCCAUGAAUCAACAGAUCAAGUUCGGUGCCAGAUUGGCAGUGGGCGCUGUCGCCGUCACCACGACACUGACGCUACCACCCAGACAUACAAACUUAUCCAUAUAACAAACAUAGUAUUUCAACUACCCGGGCUAUCUCUAUCUUCCCGAGAGAUUCGAUCCUCGCAAUGUCUCCAGGCAUGCGGCAGUUACGAUUCCAGCGUCUCGGACACACUCGUGAGAUCUGCUUGCACUCUAUGUCAACCCUUACCAGCUACCCUCCCCCUUUAUAUGCAUCACGUAAUCACUCGUACGCACCACACGCCAUACCAACGACGGCUAGUAGCGACUGGCUGCCAUGCGCGCGCAAGCUAAAAGCAAGACGAUUCACUAUAUCUUGCCGCAGCCACAACAGCAGGAACCUCUUUUCCACCUCUACCUCACACUCACAUCACUCGACUCAUUCACCGUUCUGGCUAUCCGUCUCUCUGGAAACAGCAUCCCCCAUUUUGUGUUGCAUAUGGUCCCAACGGCCAGCCAGCUACCGGCUAAGAAGAGAAAGCAGCCUACCAUGGCCAACGUUGGUCGACAUCUGACAGUUGACGAACCUCCUCAUGGCCAGCCAUCUCCUGCCGUUGGGCAACCUUCAGUUUCACAGCAGGCCUCCGAGUUGAACCAAAACUUUGAACCUGAGACACAGCCAUCAGAACUUGGGGAACACAUGCAGCUCCUGAAGUGUGAAUACUGUGACGAUGACAUUUCUCCCGACCUCGUAGGCCAUGCAGAUUUGUGCAAGUAUUUUCGUCGUACUUGCACUGGUUGCUUCGUGAAUAUGGUGAGGGCCAAGAUUCACAACGGGAAUUUGGAAGAAUCUGGUGAGGCAUGCCCGCACAGCUGUGGCUUUGUCAUUAGCUUCGCGCAGCUACAGCAGGUUCUUCCUCGGACUACAUUUGUACAAUUGGACAACGCCCUCCUGAACCACCAUCUUCGUUCAAGCGACUCCUACAUGGACUGCAACAAGUGCGGCAAAGCCUUCUCCAUCGAGGGUUACGGAGCUGGCCAGUCUUCUCUUCAGUCUAAUAUGAAAAUCAAGGCGACGUGCCCUGACCCUAGAUGCUCCCACGAACAUUGCUUCUCCUGCCGUCGACAAUGGCAUGGACACACCGCAUGCAAUACCAUCAAAACUUCUGAAGAGAUGGAGACGGAGAAGAUGCUCAAGAAGAUGGGAGCCAAACCUUGUCCAUCCUGCGGUAUCUUCAUAAGGAAAAAAGGUGGCUGUGACCACAUGCAUUGCUCCAAAUGUCGCACUCACUUCAGUUGGCAUACUCUCGCAAUUUUUCCGGGCACCGCUCGAAGAUGA
Molecule: messenger RNA, 2046 nt
Organism: Periconia digitata
Lineage: Eukaryota; Fungi; Ascomycota; Dothideomycetes; Pleosporales; Periconiaceae
Source: the annotation of a GenBank genome assembly